UAUGCAGCCUCCUCGCGCUCCAUUCACAAACUACUGCUGCUGCUGCAGCCUCUGUCCGUCUUCCUUCCCCUCUCAAUCUGCGUGGAUCUCAUUAAAACACAGCCUAAAUGACCACAAACGGUUAAGGCAUGAAUUAUAAGAUGGAUGGAUAUCUGGAUCAGCAAGUGCCUUAUACUUUAGCUAAUAGGUCGCAAGGAAAUGGGCCCCUAAAUAGACUUUUGAUGGCGACGAAAAGGAAAUACAUGUACACCGAAUUACCCCCUCAGGAAUCUGAAGAUCUCUUUCAGGAUUUAAGCCAACUUCAGGAGACAUGGCUCACCGAAGCUCAAGUUCCUGACAGCGAUGAGCAGUUUGUUCCUGACUUCCACUCAGAGAAUUCAGUGGCAUUCCAUAGCCCACCUGUGAAGAUCAAGAAAGAGCCCCAGAGUCCCGGCUCAGACCCCAGCCAAUCCUGCAGCCACAAGCAGAGCUUUAGCUACCCCAAUGGAGAGCAGUGCCUUUACGCCAGUGCCUACAAGCAGAAGAGAACAGCCGUGGGAGCAACGGCAGCAGCAGCAGGAUCUAAGAGCUCUUGCCCAGGGACUCCCAUGUCUCCUAUGCAGCAUUACUCCCCAAAACCAACAGUUGGCACUCGGCCGGAGUCAGGGUACAUGAAUCCUUCCUCAGCCAGCCAGUCUCAUGCCUGCCACAGCUAUCCCAUGAACCCAAGUUCCAGGUUCCCUUCUGGCUCGACAGAUAUGUGUCUACCAUUCGGUUCACAAGGCCAGACAAUGCAGCGCAUGCAUCCUGCCCACUCCAACGGGGGUGGAGGUGGCGGCUACAAUCGGCAGCACUCUGACCCCUGCUUGCCUUAUCCUCCUCAGCAAAACUUCAAGCAGGAAUAUCUGGACCCUCUAUAUGACCAGGCAGCCCACAUGGCUGGGCCACAGCCUCAGAGGUUUCCUCCUGCCCUUUUGAUGGUCAAACAGGAACCCACUGACUACACUUAUGAACCUGAUGUGCCUGGUUGCCCUUCCAUGUACCAUCACAACGAGGGCUACCAGAACCCACAGCACAAUAGUGAAGGCUACAUGUUUGAAAAUGACUCCCGCGUUGUUCCUGAAAAAUUUGAAGGUGAGGUAAAGCAGGAAGGAGGCGGCAUGUUUCGUGAGGGCGCCCCCUAUCAGCGCCGUGGCUCACUGCAGCUCUGGCAGUUCUUGGUGGCUCUCCUCGACGACCCUGGCAAUGCACAUUUCAUUGCCUGGACCGGCCGUGGCAUGGAAUUCAAACUCAUUGAGCCAGAAGAGGUGGCAAGACUGUGGGGGAUGCAGAAGAACCGUCCAGCCAUGAACUAUGACAAACUGAGUCGCUCUUUGCGCUACUAUUAUGAGAAGGGUAUUAUGCAAAAGGUGGCAGGUGAGCGUUAUGUUUACAAAUUCGUCUGUGAGCCAGAGGCUCUGAUAUCCUUGGCUUUUCCUGACAAUCAGCGUCCAAGUCUGAAGGCAGAAUUUGAGCGCUACGUGAACGAGGAGGACACAGUGCCGCUGUCUCACCUUGAUGAUGGGGUGUCUUAUCCUCCCGAACCAGCUGCCACCAACAUGGGCCCUCAGCCCUACUCCAAAGGCUACAUGUACUAAUGCCACCAACAUUCUCCCAUGUCCCCCAUCCCAGUCCUCCCAGUUUACUUCCCCCUGCAUAUAUUGCACAUGUCCACCCCAUCCACUUGUAUAUAAGGCUAUGUUUUUUGUUUUAUUUUGAUUAAAUUAAUCUCAUUAGGGACUCUGCUUUCCUCUCACUUCGAGGCCUAUCUAAUCUAAACACAUUAAUGUGGUUCAAGAGAUUGCUUAAAAUAAAGACCCAAUAUUACUACUAUACCAUGAGAAAAGUCUCGUUUCUUAUCUUUGCAAUGACAUCUUCAGGAUAAAAAGAUUGGUUGAUUUGUGACCCACUGAUGUAAUUCAUCAGAGAAACUAGUGAUAAUGAAUAAUACUGAGCUCUUUUGCGUGCAACCAACCACUUUGCGGAAAUAGAUCUAUUGGGCCCUGCCAUUGGGGAAUGCUGACAUUAUUUGGUUAACGUGUUCAAUUUGGUGUAGGGUGUUCAAUAAAUUUUUUUUUUACCCUAAAUGUUCAAUAGCUUUAUUUUUUUGCACCCAAGACUUAAAGGUAUAUGCCUAUACAUAGUAAAACGGUGAAACCUAGCCUGGUCUCCCCUAUAUAGUAACCUCCAUUAUAAAGUCUGACAAUCAUACAACACACAUUGCUUUAUUUACAGUAUGUUAGUGGCAAUAGUAUAUUUACCAGAGGACACACUUGAGUAGACAGUCUUUGGGAAUUCUGUCUUAUGACCGAUGAUUUAGAGACUUUCUGCCUGUGUUUGAAAUAACAGAAGCCUGGAUUGGACAACUACCCACAACAUUUAUACUUCUAUGGCUAGAUUUAGUUAAACUGUCUGCAAGUUAAACAAAAUCUCAGAAAUUAUUUCUCUUGUGGCCAACUCUUGUCAAAUACAUGAAUUAGGAUUUUAUUUUGAGACUAAUAGAUUCUUGUUAAUGCUUGGAAUAUGUAGCUGUAUUAUUUUCUGUAGCCUGUCAUUACUUGUUUCUCUUUUGCCUUCAUAAAAACUAUUCUGAAUUUAGUCACAUUUUUUGGACUUACAUAAAAUCUAGCUAUGGAGUAUACAUGUAAUAUACACACACCCAAUGUAUAAAACAAUGUAAU
This is a messenger RNA of Myxocyprinus asiaticus (Chinese sucker), 2699 nucleotides long. RefSeq names its product ETS translocation variant 4-like. NCBI's taxonomy places the organism in Eukaryota, Metazoa, Chordata, Actinopteri, Cypriniformes, Catostomidae. Gene Ontology annotation, cellular component: nucleus. Bases 129 to 1616 code for a protein of 495 amino acids. Gene Ontology annotation, molecular function: sequence-specific DNA binding; DNA-binding transcription factor activity, RNA polymerase II-specific. The record is from RefSeq and is a predicted model, not a curated record. Gene Ontology annotation, biological process: cell differentiation; regulation of transcription by RNA polymerase II. The transcript has 12 exons.